AUGGCGUCGUACCUGAGACUGCCCUUUGGUUCCUCAGCCUCGGGCUCAUCAGCCGCCGGCUCAGGUUCGGCGUCGUCAGCCCAUCGAGCGCGGACGGUCGCCACUCCCGACUUUGGCGCCUUUGAUCUCGAACAUGACGACGAAGAUGGCAGCGAUGAAGACGACGAUGAUAAUCACGAAGGUGGACACAUGCUCUCGACCUCACAUCCAACGGCAACGCAAGCUGGAUCGAUUCGGCUCGGCGACGAUACCGAUGUGGACCCGCUGACGCAACACCAGCGACACCACAUCGGUGCAGACCGCUCCACGACUGCCGCGAUCGUGAACCACCAUGCGGCUUCAUCCUCACCCAUACCAACCUCCAACAUCACCCGCAUCCCAGGAGCGUACGACUUUGAGCCGCAGCCGCACCACGGAGGAGGAGGGGUUGCUGCAGGUGCCCCGCUUUCGUCGCCGCCGAGACUGGGGCGCGUGGUCAGUCACUCCGGACCUGGGGCCACGGGCAUGUCCGCCAACAUCCCAUCCGGCAACGAUGCGAACAAUCGAGACACGAGAUCGCUACGAGAUCGCUUCAUGCCGUCGGCGCUGUAUGCUCGCAUCAACCGCUCCGAUAUGGACGACUCGCCCGAGCAAGACGGUCUCCUCUUUGAUCAGGACGAGGACGAUUCCGAGCAUCGCACCUCGACCACCUCACCGACGGCAUCGACCUACCCACCCUAUCGAGUACCCGGCGUCGGCUCCCUUCAUGUCCCACUGCCGGCGAGAGCGCCUCAAUUCGGGGCACCGACCCCGUCGCCGGGGGCUGGCGGACGCAUCUACGGAGGUGGGCAGGCGAAUGAUGGCGUGUUUGGCAAUCUGAGCGCCAAGCCCGAUGGGUACCCGCGGGGUAGUGAUUAUGUCGGUGGCGACGAGUCUGGAGGUGACAAGGAUGAGAUCCUGCCGGUGAGUUCAAUGUUCAAAGUCCAAGGAUCGACAGGUGUCGAGGCCCCGUGCUGAGCCCCUUGCUGCUUCGUGCUUCGGACAGUCCUACACGGCCGCUGCUCUCGAUUCGACUCCGCCGUAUUGGGAAACGACCGUCGUCACCCCAGGAGGUGUGCUUGGGCCGGACGACAUUCAUGUUGAUGGACUGCCUGUCGGCAACCUCUUUGGGUUCAUGUGGAAUCUGCUCGUCUCGAUGUCGUUCCAAUUUGUCGGCUUUCUCCUGACCUACCUACUGCACACGACUCACGCCGCCAAACAUGGCUCUCGUGCCGGUCUGGGUAUCACGAUGAUGCAACUCGGCUUCUAUCUCAAGCAACAGGCCGAUCACCCGGAGCUUUUGAUGAUGCAGAUCAACGGCUCUAUGCCAAACCUGAUGGACGUGCCGAUGGACGAUGGGGCGGGCACGAGAUGGUCAUGGUGGGGAGGUGUUUCGACCGACGCGAUCGAUGGUCUCAAUGAAACGGUCGCUGCGACGGCGACGGCGACGGCGACUUCGGCUGCGAUCGGCUCGAUCCCGACGCAGAUUGGCAAUGGGAUCAGUGGGGCGCUGAACGCGAGUGAUCCGGACGGGUUUCCUUCUUUGACGGGCAACGUGAAUGCCGAGGAGUUUGUGCGCAUGUCGACGAAUGCGAAUGAGUGGAUGGCGUUCAUUAUGGUCACCAUCGGCGUGAGUGCAGCAUCGUGAUCGAAAUGUGUGGGAUGUUCUUGACCGACGGAUUGCUUCUGCUCAUCGUUUGCCAGGCCUUCUUGUUCGUCGGAGGAUGUCUGAGCUACUGGCGAGCAGUGCGUUGGGCUCGAGCCAUCUCACAGAAUCGAGGCCCCGGGAUGACCGAGGCCUGA
Molecule: messenger RNA, 1821 nt
Organism: Microbotryum saponariae
Lineage: Eukaryota; Fungi; Basidiomycota; Microbotryomycetes; Microbotryales; Microbotryaceae
Source: the annotation of a GenBank genome assembly